AUGAAUCGUGUUGUAGCAGAGAGAUUUCAACACUCCACUGAAAUCAUUUCCAGACACUUCCAUGCUGUGUUGCAUGCAGUAUGUCAGUUGGGCACCCAUAUCAUUGUCCCUCCUGAUUUUUCUGUGAUUCCGAAUAAGAUUAAAGGGUCUUCUAGGUUUUACCCUUACUUCAAGCAUUGCGUGGGAGCUAUAGAUGGAACCCACAUUCCUGCGACUCUGCCAGUAGCUACACAACUUCCAUUUCAUGGUAGAAAGGGUUAUAUCACACAAAAUGUAAUGGCUGUAUGUGACUUUGACAUGAGAUUCACAUAUGUGCUAGCUGGGUUGGAAGGCUCCGCUAAUGAUUCGAGAAUUCUAAAAGAGUGUAUUGAGAAUGAGGCAAUGAACUUUCCAGCUCCACCACCAGGGUAUGCCAAUAAGCUUGGUUAUUUGGCCCCAUUUCGAGGUCAUACUUACCACUUUCAGGAAUACCGUAGGAGUAGACCACCCCGUGGUCGGAAGGAAGUGUUCAAUCAUAGGCAUUUAUCUUUGAGAAAUAUAAUUGAGCGAUGCUUUGGGUUGUUGAAGAUGAGAUUCGUUAUUUUGAAGGCAACGCCUCCUUAUAAGUUUUCAACACAAAUAUUGAUUGUAAUGGCUUGUUACACAUUACACAACUUUAUUAGAAAUCAAUAUCACCCUGAUGAUUUAUUUGAUGGCGACGAUCCUCCUCAAAGUGAUGGUGAAGACGAUGAGAUUGUUGAGCAUGUGCUUCCGGCUCAGCUUCGAGAAAUGGAUCAAUUGCGUAAUACUAUUGCUAAUCGAAUAUGGAAUUCUCUUAGGCACUCUUGA
Molecule: messenger RNA, 828 nt
Organism: Cornus florida
Lineage: Eukaryota; Viridiplantae; Streptophyta; Magnoliopsida; Cornales; Cornaceae
Exons: 2
Coding region: 1-828 (275 amino acids)
Source: RefSeq, a predicted model, not a curated record